This is a messenger RNA of Necator americanus (New World hookworm), 1179 nucleotides long. RefSeq lists its product as uncharacterized. Gene Ontology annotation, biological process: cell surface receptor protein tyrosine kinase signaling pathway. The record is from RefSeq and is a predicted model, not a curated record. The coding region runs from base 1 to 1179 and encodes 392 amino acids. NCBI's taxonomy places the organism in Eukaryota, Metazoa, Nematoda, Chromadorea, Rhabditida, Ancylostomatidae. The transcript has 10 exons. Gene Ontology annotation, molecular function: protein binding. Gene Ontology annotation, cellular component: cytoplasmic side of plasma membrane.
AUGACAUCCGCGCAAGAAGUGUUCCACACAACGGUUUCACACCGUCCAAUAUGCUUCUGGACAGCUUCAGAUGUAGACGAUUGGCUUCGCAGGAGACGUCCCAAGCUUGCCCUUAAGUACUCUCUAUAUUUCCUAAGGCAUAAUGUUACAGGUCGAGUUCUUGUCGAUAUAACAGACGGGGAUCUUGAAGAAAUUGGAAUUAGUUCAUAUGACGAAAGCUGUGGAAUUCACAACCUGCAGCUCUGCAAGAUGGGUAAAAAACGUUACACCAAGACUGCUAUUUCAGGGCACUGGGCUCAGAGAUUUCGACGUAUGCGUGUGUAUAAUCCACGAGCGACUUUCGAACAGGCGCAGAUGAUUUCAAAACUUUUUGAAGAAAGUAAGAAAUCAAGCAGGAAUUCUAGUAAACAAUCUCAGAAGGCGGACGUUGUUGAGAAUAGAAAGGUCCUCACUCUUGUUGAUCUCCCUGAUGAUGUCCUUCUUAAGAUAUUCAAAUACGUCUCCACUCCAACACCAAAUGAUCCCCAUUUGAGAAGAUAUUUGUAUGGUGGUCUCAAUAAACUCGCUGUAAAAGCACUUUAUCGUUUGCGUCCCGUCUGCAAAAGAUUCUGCGAUAUUUUCUAUAAAUAUCAUACCUCCCUUCCCAAGCCAUCAAUAGGAUUGCGGUUGCAGGCGGCGGUCAACCGUGACCGAACUUAUGGAGGAGCUGUAGUUGCUUAUAUUUAUGGAGAUUGUGGAAAGAGGUAUUUUUCCAAGUUCGUGUACAUCAGUGAUGUCCCUGCUGCCAUAUUUCCUGGGCAAAUCUGCACUUUUCUUGUCAUUAAAAGCAUUGUAAUUACUGACGAUCUCAUGGAUAUGUUACUGACUUUGGAUCUUUCCAAGGUGGAAGAGUUAUUUUGGCAUGACAUUCGUGGCUCACGCGUAACAAACCUCGUUGAGAGAAUGCAAGCACUUUUGCGCAAAAUGACGUCGUUGUGUUGUGCAGAAUUCUAUGCAACAGAUGAUUUCUUUGAUCCGACAACAAUGUUUCCGAACACCGAUCGAUACUGGACUGAACUUGGGUUGGAAAAAUUGGAUGAAAAAACACUUAAGCGCGAAGAAGUACGUGCGAAGUAUCGGCGCCUCGAGAAAUGGGCCGUGCUUCGGGCAGAACGCUCGCAACGCAGACGUAGCCAGUAG